AAUUGAGGAUUGAAGGGCUCUCUCUUGAAUUGGAUUGAAACCACCUCUCUGGUUUCCUUCAACCAUUCUCUACAAAUGUGUUGUUUAUACAUAAAACCCCAUUUGAAGUAUUAGAACCUUUUGAUUUCUUCUUUCUUUUCCUCUCCCACCAUUUUCUUCUCAUCAUUCCGACUCACCAAGAUGGAUAGAUAGCGGGGACAAAAAGUUUCAGCACGAAUUUGCUUUCUUCUCGUCAGUUUUGAAGGCAUUUUCUGAUUGAAUCGACAUAUAAACAUGGCACAAGGGAAGUAUGCUAGGAUAGACAACAACAGAAGACAACAGCCACCAUCAAACAACUACUGCUCGACAGUGACAAUUGUGGUGUUUGUAGCCCUAUGUUUGGUCGGUGUGUGGAUGAUGACAUCAUCAUCCAUUGUUCCUGGUCAAAAUGUAGACAUGCCCAUUCCAAAAACGGGCAAGAACGAUGUGAAAGAUCAAGUGACCGAUAGCUCCAUAAAUAGUACUGCUAAAAAAGUAGACAAUAACCAAGGUGGUCUGUCAGAGGAUGUAAAGAAAGCAUCGGAAGAUACAAGGAAUCCCCAUGAAUUUGACAAUGUUGACGUACAUAAAGAUCAAAAGGAGAAGAAACCGGAAGAAACUUAUCAACAUAAGUAUGAUAAGAAGCCAUCAAAGAUGCCUGAACCAAAACUUGACGAGAAACCUGAAGAGAAGCCAAAAGAAAAGCCUAUUGAAAAGACAACAACAAGUAGUGAGGCACAACCUGAGAACAAAGAUGUGACUGUAAGGCAUGCUGACGGACAAGUAAACCAAGUGGGCGGAGAGACAAAAUCUAAUGAUGGUCAAGCCAAUAUUGUGGGGCAAGGAGACUUAAAUGAGAAUACCUCAGAGGAAGAUAAGUCUAGUUUGUAUCAGAAUAAGAGGAAACAUGAUUUGGCAGAUAGCAUUAAGGCAUCAAAUGAUAAAACUGGCGAGUCGGAAGUUGAAAAAGUGAAUGAAAGCCAAGUUGUGGAGAAAGGGGCUAAAAAAGAUAAGAAUGAAGUCAGUAAUCAAAGUCCAGGUGAACAAUUUCCCUCAGGGGCUCAGGCUGAGCUUACAAAUGAAACAUCAACUGAAAAUGGGUCAUGGUCAACUCAAGCAAUGGAAUCAAAGAAUGAGAAAGAUACUCAAGAAUCUGAUAAAGAGUUAGUGGUAUACAAUUGGAAAUCGUGCAAUAGCACUGCUGGGCCGGACUUCAUUCCUUGUCUAGAUAACUGGAGAGCUAUUAAGAAUCUUAGAUCUACUAUGCAUUAUGAACAUAGAGAACGCCAUUGUCCUGAAGAACCUCCAACCUGUCUAGUUCCACUUCCAGAAGGUUAUAGACGUCCAAUUAAGUGGCCUAAUAGUAGGAAAAAGAUUUGGUACUCUAACGUACCUCACACUGAACUUGUUGAGUACAAGGGGCAUCAAAACUGGGUGAAAGUUGCUGGUCGAUACCUUGUUUUCCCUGGUGGUGGAACUCAGUUCAAACAUGGCGCUCUACACUACAUCGACUUUAUAAAUGAGAAUGUACCUGACAUUGCAUGGGGAAAACACAGUCGUGUAAUCUUGGAUGUUGGAUGUGGUGUUGCCAGUUUUGGAGGGUUUCUCUUCGACAGAGAUGUCUUGGCAAUGUCGUUGGCCCCUAAAGAUGAGCAUGAAGCUCAAGUACAAUUUGCUCUCGAAAGAGGAAUCCCUGCUAUAUCUGCUGUCAUGGGCACACUCAGACUUCCCUUCCCAGGCAAAGUAUUUGAUGUUGUACACUGUGCACGUUGUAGGGUGCCGUGGCAUAUUGAAGGUGGUAAACUUCUUCUGGAGUUGAAUCGGUUAUUGAGGCCAGGCGGGUACUUUGUGUGGUCUGCUACUCCUGUAUAUCAAAAGAAACCCGAAGACAAAGAAAUCUGGAAAGCUAUGAGCAAACUGUUGGAGACAAUGUGUUGGGAGCUUGUGACUAGAGUUAGGGAUAGACUCAAUGGAGUCGGCCUAGCUAUUUACAAAAAGCCAAUGAACAACUCAUGUUAUGAAAAGAGAUCAGUGCAAGACCCUCCAAUGUGUGAGGCAUCGGAUGAUGCGAAUGCGGCUUGGAAUGUGCCUUUACAAACAUGCAUGCAUAAGGUACCAAUAGAUUCCCUACAACGUGGGUCGCGAUGGCCUGAGCAGUGGCCAGCUAGGUUGGACAAAACCCCAUAUUGGAUGUUGGGUUCUGAAAUGGGAGUUUACGGCAAACCACAACCAGAAGACUUUGUUGCUGAUUAUGAGCACUGGAAGCGAGUCGUCUCCAAAUCAUAUAUCAAUGGAAUGGGAAUAAACUGGGCAACCGUUAGGAAUGUUAUGGACAUGAGAGCUAUAUACGGCGGGUUUGCAGCUGCUUUGAAGGAUAUGAAUGUGUGGGUGAUGAAUGUCGUCCCAAUUGACUCUCCAGAUGUUCUUCCUGCCAUCUAUGAACGUGGACUCUUUGGAAUUUACCAUGAUUGGUGCCAGUCGUUCAGCACAUACCCUAGAUCAUAUGAUCUUAUGCAUGCUGAUCAUCUCUUCUCCAUGAUCAAGCAGAAGUGCAAGAUAGUUCCUCUAGUGGUGGAAGUUGACCGAAUCCUGAGACCGGAAGGAAAGUUAAUCGUGCGAGACACUGCUGAGGUCGUGAGCGAGCUAGAGAGCAUCCUAAGGUCGAUGCAGUGGGAGAUCCGGAUGACUUACAACAAGGACAACGAAGGGUUGCUUUCCGCCCAGAAGACAAUGUGGCGGCCAAAGGAAUUCGAAACGCUAGAUUAUGGUAUGAUGACCUGACUUAUAUGGAGCUCCUUCCCUACUAAUUUUGUAAUUUGAAGGUUAGAGUGCGCCCUUAUUACCUUUAUAGGUUCUUGGAACUCCUAUAUUUUUUGUACUAAAUCCGUUGCAAUCGGGUUUUCUUCCUGAAGGGUGUAAGGCAACAGUUAGCAAAGCUAGCCUAGUUCACUAGGCCCCAACCUAAGUUUUUUCCUAGCUUGUUGCUUGUUGUAUAUAUCUGAUGUAGAAUUGAGUGUUUUUUGUAAGUCACUACUAUGUAACAUGGCAUUGGCCACCUAAUACAAGAGGGAGAUAUAGUUAUUUUCACAUGUAUAAUUUGCUUACUUGGGAAAUGUAUCUUUCCGGUUUACAAAAGG
This is a messenger RNA of Linum tenue, 3155 nucleotides long. Lineage: Eukaryota; Viridiplantae; Streptophyta; Magnoliopsida; Malpighiales; Linaceae. The record is from the annotation of a GenBank genome assembly.